Messenger RNA from Danaus chrysippus (African queen), 2352 nucleotides. The record is from the annotation of a GenBank genome assembly. Lineage: Eukaryota; Metazoa; Arthropoda; Insecta; Lepidoptera; Nymphalidae.
AUGUUUCACUGUGGCAUGAGGCAAAUGGAAGAGAAACAUGUAGCAAAUAAGGUGGAUCUUAUGGUUUGGAGUAAUCGGCUUGAUUUAUUAGCAUUAAGCAAUUUCAAAGGUGAAGUACAAGUGCAUAGACUUCACUGGCAAAAAGUAUGGAAUUUGCCACCACCCAAAGAAGGUGUAACUGUUCAAGCAAUGGCUUGGAGGCCUGAUGGCAAGGCAUUGGCUAUUGGGUACAGUUCAGGCACUGUAUGCAUAGUGGAUAUUGAAGAUAAAGAGAUUAUAGACAAAUAUGACUUUGCUUGUGAGAUGACAGAAGAAUUAUAUUCAGCUAAUGAUUAUGGGAUCCCUUGUAUUUCUUGGACUGUAAAAAGUGGAACUUUGGAGAGUGCUGUAGAGUACAAUUUAUAUGAUGAUGCUUCAAUAUUUUUACCAAAAGCCCCAUCACCAAGCACAAGUUAUAAAAGUCAAGUUCCGGAAGAUACAACAAAAACUUUGAAAGAGUCUGUAGACAACACACAGUUAAGCAUGCUUAUGAUAGCAUUUGGUAGUGGUAGCAUAUAUUUAAGUGUUUUUGGAAGAUAUCCAUAUGGAAUUAUACACUUAUCACAAAUCACAAAAGAUGAAUGUGGUGAAUACAAGAUACUGGACAUAAAAUUGUCAGAUGAUUUUAGUGUUAUGCAAGUUUUAUAUUUGGAAAAAACCUCUAAUAACAUUUAUUUAUCAGUUGUGAAUACAAGUGUUUUGUCUGGUUUUGCUGAAGAAAUGUUUGUAGUAGCAACUAGGCAUGGCCAGAUUGUGGAAUUAUUGUCCCAUCUAGAUCAGACUAUGAUUUCUAUAACAGAAGCUUGGGAGCACAUUUUGUUAGAGAUGGACACUAAAAUGGCAUAUUAUGCUUCUUCUGUACCGGAAGGAGGAGUAUCUGCCGAUUUACUGGAAUUACUUAUGUUAGGUGUCCCUUCAGAUGAAUUGGAAUUAUUUUUGCUUCAAGAGCUAACUGCCAAAGGGCUUAAAAAAUUCGGGAAUUCUGUAGAAUUAAGCUAUUCUACUAUACAAAAACUAGUUCUAAAACAGUUAAAUAUUGUUGGGCAGAGUUUAACAUAUCAUCUAUCAGAGUUGAGAGGUUUAACAAGAGUACCAGACAGAUAUAAGGUCCUUGGUCUUGAGGAGAAAAUGGUAACAGAGGCAAUAAAAGCGUCUUGUGCAUUUUUAAAUAAAUGCUUAGAAUUACAACAAGUUAUUGAUGUCUCAAUGCGUAAUUACAAAGCUUUCUUCAGAUGGCUCUUUGUGGUAAUUGUACGCUUACUGGAUGAACAAACUUCAAGUGAAAUUGUCAAAAUAACUCAACAAGAACUUACACAUAUAGCAGAAUUCCUGUAUAAUUUUGAUAAUGUACAAGUAGAGGGAAGUGAACAUUCAUCAGAGAAACCUGUUAAAUUUAACUUAGAGAGGCUAGGCCAGUACUUAUUAGAUCAAAACUUAACAAUUCUCCCAGAUGAUGAAGAUAAUCCUUGGCAUAAAUUCCUUAGAGAAAAUUCAUGUCUACUUAAAGAUGAUGACACAAUAUUUCCCAUGAUGGAUUUUAAGAAGUUCUCACUUGUACAACAACAAAAUUAUCUAAAGAAUGCUGUGAGAAAAAUAUUUAAUGUCAAAGACAAGGAUGUAGGAAAAUAUUUUUCUAUUCUUUAUAAUCUCAAAUGUUUUGAUAAUCCAAAUAAUGUACCCAGCGAACAGUUUAAAGUGUCCCAAAUGUUUGAUUCUAGUGAGGAAAGGUUUUUAACAGCAUUUAUUGAUACAGAAAAUUCUACUGAAGCCAUAUGUUUUAUGGCUGUUAGUAUAAAAGAGAAAGUUUGUAGCUCUAUCGCAAGUAAAUUCAUCUUCACCUCAUGUCUAAUUAGCGACAGUGAUUAUGUGCAAGACAAAAAGUUACAAAUUUUAGAUUUACAAUUUUAUUCUUCCGAAUUUUUAUCAGUAUUAGUUAAACAUCCCAGCAUAAACGAUAGCGCAAUAUUUAUUCAAGUACCGAUUAAAAUAAUCAUAGAAAAAUCCACUGAAUUUAAUAUAAAAACGAAAUCAUUGGUUUUCAAUGAUAAAAUACUAAAAGUGAAUUUAUCUCCACUCAUUGAAACAGGAGUGUUCAAGGUUCUAGAAAAGAUGGAUGGUUUUCGCAUAGCUGUUUCGGGAAAUAGAAAAGUUGCUGUUGUUUUAUCAAAAAGUCAUAGAAAAGUGAGAGUUUUUGAAAUGGAAAUAGAUGGGGAAGAGGAGGAAGAUGAAACUCUUGAUACAACUUCAUUAUCCCAUACAACUCAUGAUAGUGUCAACAGGAGCACAGAAAAUCAGGAAGAUAUUAUAUUUUAG